Messenger RNA from Coregonus sp. 'balchen', 2186 nucleotides. The record is from the annotation of a GenBank genome assembly. Lineage: Eukaryota; Metazoa; Chordata; Actinopteri; Salmoniformes; Salmonidae.
AUGAGUGGCGGUUUGGCUCCCAGUAGAAGCACAGUCUAUGUGUCCAACCUGCCCUUCUCUCUAACCAACAGUGAUCUACACAAGGUAGUCUGCAUCUGUACAGGAAUGUGAUAUAACUACUAUACCCCUCCCUAUCACUAACUCCCAAGUUCAUGAUCCUUCUGUUUUAUGCCAUUUGGAAAACUUACCUCAAAUAAUGUCUUGGAUCUUUUCAUUUCAGCUUUUCACCAAAUAUGGAAAAGUUGUGAAGUAAGUUACCGGUAUCAAAAUAAUGAACUAAACUAAGCUCAAAUACAAACCAAAAAAUGGUCACAUGCUUCGUAAACUAACGGUGAAAUUCCUAGUUACUGGUCCGUUUCCAACAAUGCAGAGUUAAAGAUAAAAAGAUUUUAUUUUAUUUUAGGAAACAUUGACAGUGAAUAACAAAAAAUCUAUAGCAAUAUGUUGUUGUUGUGAUUAUCAGAGAAGAUAAUGAUUGUCUCAUGCUUUCAGGGUGACAAUAGUCAAAGAUAAAGAAACACGCAAAAGUAAAGGUGUGGCUUUUGUGCUCUUCCUGGACAAAGAGUCUGCACAGAGCUGCUUUAGAUCGCUCAACAACAAACAGGUGGGCAUUUCUCGUCCCCCUGUUUUCAUAACAAGUCACAUAUCUGAUGUGUUGUUUUUGCGUCAAAGUCCCCCUCUUUUUCGCCCGUAGUUGUUUGGCAGAACAGUGAAAGCGAGCAUUGCUAUCGACAACGGGCGAGCGACUGAAUUUAUCAGGAGGCGAAACUACACAGACAAGUCCAAAUGUUAUGAAUGUGGGGUAAGUUGAUACUGUCUGCCUAGAUAAGCCAUCUCCGUUUCCCUCUUCAUCCAUCCGGAAUGUGUAGCCAGAUCUUAGUGCUAUUUAUACAGUAUUUCUGUCGUUUCCACUUCAUAGGAUACAGGGCACUUAAGCUAUGCAUGCCCCAAAAACUUGCUUGGUGAAAGAGAACCCCCGAAGAAGAAAGAAAAGAAGAAGAAAAAAAAGGUUGAAGAGCCUGAUGAAGUGUAAGUAUCUUAUCAAGACAUUGAUGCCACUCUCGUGUUCGCAAACGGCUAUGAUCGUGGUCAACGGCAGCAUGUCCUUGAUAUUAACAGUAACUGUUCUAUUUCAGUUGGGCUUUAGUUCAGAGAAUCUUUAUUUGAUUGUGAUGUCAUAUUUCUCAUUGUUUGUAUUUCCUCUGUGUGUGUUUGUUUCUAUGAUGUUUCUGAUUUGUUUCUCUGUCGUUUCCAGAGAAGAGGAGGAAAGUGAGGAAGAGGGAGAGGACCCAGCUCUUGACAGCUUAAGUCAAGCCAUAGCUUUCCAGGUAAGUGCACAAAUGUACUUUAAGUUGGGGGAAGUUAGUAGGCUAUUGUAUUACUUGAAACCCUCAAUUUACUAUUACAAUCAUGCAAAAUGUGUCCUUAUCCGAGCCCUCUUCUAAAAUCACACAUGGGAUCAUGUGUUCCACAGCAAGCACGACUUGAGGAGGAGCAGCAUAGGAGACAGCAGACUGCAUUCGUGGCUGAGGAGGCCGGUCCAGGCUUCCACAUUAGAUGACUCCAAGAAACCCAGGAUCAAAAAGAGUGCCUACUUCAGUGAUGAGGAAGAACUGAGCGACUGAGGGGAUUUCACAGAUAUAAUUCAGACUCUCGAGUAGCAAAUAUUAGAAAAUGAACGGGGACGUUCUGUUUGUCAAGAUCUGCAAGGGCAUCAUCAACCUGAACAAAGAUGAAACGUGUUUGAUGAAAAGGGUUACAGUGUACCAUUUUAGUUGAAGUCCUUAACUGUUUCUGUAACAGUAUUUGAUUUUUUUUGUACUUUGAUCCUUAGUCCUUAUUAUGAGGUUCUUCUGAGGCAUUGGAACAAUGUGAAUGAAGAUGAACUGACCGGCCUUUUGUGUGUUUCUGCUGUUUUAUUUUGAACAGCUUUGUAAAUAUACCAUAGUUGUUUUAGUCUUUUUUUCACCCUUCCUAUGUAUGUCAAUAUUAGGGAAAUACAACUAUUUUAUUUUUAAAAAGCCUACCACAUCCCAAUCUUUAGGUGAAUGCACAAUUUAUUUGAAAACAGUAUUGAAACAUCAGUGAAAGAGUAGAACACCACAGGUAGCAUGUGGUUUUUCACUAUAAUGAACCACACUUUUGCUGAUAAAUAGGAAUAAAGAACAUUCAAGUCAUGAACAUUC